Molecule: messenger RNA, 1006 nt
Organism: Daldinia loculata
Lineage: Eukaryota; Fungi; Ascomycota; Sordariomycetes; Xylariales; Hypoxylaceae
Product: cyclophilin-like domain-containing protein
Exons: 5
Coding region: 59-799 (246 amino acids)
Biological process (GO): protein folding; protein peptidyl-prolyl isomerization
Molecular function (GO): peptidyl-prolyl cis-trans isomerase activity
Source: RefSeq, a predicted model, not a curated record
UACAAUCAUUGUGACAUGACCCCUCCCUUAGCAAAUCCCAAUACAGUACCGCAAAAAGAUGAUGAGACAGACCUUCUUCCAACCCCUCCUUCGAGUGCCCCGCGCUGCGUUUUCUUCCUCCUCUUCCUCAUUUUCAACUUCGUCUUCCUGCCUUCGACCUUCAAUCUUCCCAAAGGCAUCAUCAACCUUCUCUUCUACUCCAGCAAGCCAAUCGUCCAUUCGAUUCUUUUCCGCAACCUCAGUCAAUAUGUCUGGCAACAUUAAGGUCUUCUUUGAUUUGGAGUGGGAGGGUCCCGUCCUAGAGAAUGGCAGACCUACUGCUACUGUGAAGACCCAGACCGGUCGUGUCAACCUGGAGCUCUGGAAGUCCCAGGUACCCAAGACCGUCGAGAACUUCCGUGCUCUCUGCACCGGCGAGAAGGGCUUCGGUUACAAGGGCUCGUCCUUCCACCGUAUCAUCCCCGAGUUCAUGCUUCAGGGCGGUGACUUCACUCGUGGCAACGGCACUGGUGGCAAGUCCAUCUAUGGCGAGAAGUUUGCCGACGAGAACCUCGACCUUAAGCACACUCACCCGUACACCUUGUCCAUGGCUAACGCCGGCCCCAACACCAACGGCUCUCAGUUCUUCAUCACCACUGUCAAGACAAGCUGGCUAGACGGCCGCCACGUCCCCUUCGGUGUCGUUGCGGACGAUGAAUCCAUAGCUAUUGUUAAGGCUAUCGAGGCUACUGGCUCCCAGAGCGGUGCUAUCAAGUACAGCAAGCGACCUACCAUCGUCAACUCAGGAGAGCUUGCCUAAAGGAAAAGAUGACAACUUUUUCAUCUUUACUGCGUGUAACAUUUCUAUUUGGCCCACGAUGCUGCCAACUUGCCUCCUCUCAAGUAUUGGUGUGGGCCAUACAAAAAGGCAUAAGGAAACUCAGGGAGGGCCAAUUUGCGAGACACCUCAAUAAGCAAUUCGUUAGACGCUAGGUAGUUGCCAAUAACAUGUCUUGCUUCAAAUUAU